Messenger RNA from Musca vetustissima, 929 nucleotides. RefSeq lists its product as uncharacterized. Gene Ontology annotation, cellular component: cytoplasm. The record is from RefSeq and is a predicted model, not a curated record. Lineage: Eukaryota; Metazoa; Arthropoda; Insecta; Diptera; Muscidae. Bases 1 to 906 code for a protein of 301 amino acids. The transcript has 4 exons.
AUGAUAAAAUUUGUCGUACUAAUUAAUUUACUACAAUUAAUAUGGUUAAUUGAUUGUAAAAUUUACAAGAAAGGGCCAUUGUUGGACAACAGCGUAGAAGAGAAAUGGAACGGAUUGUGGUUCCCCAAGCCACCAAAUUAUCAUUAUGACGUAGUAUCGGAAAAAGACAAUGUGGCAGAUAUAGAUUCGUGGCAGGGAACAUGGUUCCCACACGCUCCCGGAAUUUCGGACAAUAAAUACAAUACGAAGGAAAGUAAUGAACAUACUUGUGAUAAUGGAAAGGAUAAUAUAAACAUUGACUUUGAUCCCGAGGACAAGCGACACUCGUAUAACUACUUGUGUUUGGGGAAUCGUACCGUAUUUGAACCAAAUUUUAACACUACUACCAUUUUGAUAGAGCAUUUUGUGCCUGCGGCCUAUCAACCAGCUGCCAAGUGCUUAAAUGAAACUAUUUCUUAUGGGGAUUCAUUGCCAACAUUCGGUCCAUAUCGUCCUUUGGCACCUAAAUUUGGCAAUUAUAAAUACUUACCACCACAGCGUUGGCUUAGAAGUUUGUCCGAUGGCGGUAUUGUUAUGUUAUAUCAUCCAUGUGCCUUUUCUGGUCAAAUUAAACAGUUGCAAAAUAUUUUACAAGGUUGUCUAUAUCGACACAUUAUUACCCCUUCACAAUUAUUAACUCCACAAAGACCCCUGGCCUUAUUGGCAUGGGGCAAGUGCCUUCAGAUGUCGGUUGUUGACGAUAAUACAGUGGUGAAUUUUAUCAAAGAAAAUGCCAAAUUAGGUUUAAGAGGCCAGCAAACAAAAUUGAAUUUAUCAUCUCAACUGUACGACGCAGGACUACUAACAGAGUCUCACUUAGUUACAGACGAACAGGAUUCUGAAAUAUGUGGAUACAAAGAUAUGUGAUCAUGUUGGCGGAAAUAUAUAUU